Molecule: messenger RNA, 4026 nt
Organism: Mus musculus (house mouse)
Lineage: Eukaryota; Metazoa; Chordata; Mammalia; Rodentia; Muridae
Gene: Slc22a6
Product: solute carrier family 22 (organic anion transporter), member 6
Exons: 10
Coding region: 301-1938 (545 amino acids)
Biological process (GO): xenobiotic transport; sodium-independent organic anion transport; alpha-ketoglutarate transport
Cellular component (GO): caveola; protein-containing complex; basolateral plasma membrane
Molecular function (GO): antiporter activity; alpha-ketoglutarate transmembrane transporter activity; solute:inorganic anion antiporter activity
Source: RefSeq, marked validated
AAACGCUGCCUGCGUAAGAGUCAGGGCUCCAGCAGACCCUGAAAGCUGAGCUGUCCAGACCCCCGAAGUGAAGAAAAGAGGCGAGGGCAAGGGAGGGCCAGAACCAGGGGAGAGAGAAAGGAGGGGCAGCCCACCAGCCCGCUGUCUCGCCACAGAACCGGCUCAGCUCCAACUCCAGGAGUCACUCAGCUGCAGAGGCAGUGGCAGCCCUACUCCUCAGGCAAAGGGCAGCAGACAGACAGACAGAGGUCCUAGGACUGGAGGUCCUCAGGCAUUGACCACUCAGCCUGGCCCAGCCCCAUGGCCUUCAAUGACCUCCUGAAACAGGUGGGGGGUGUCGGACGCUUCCAGCUGAUCCAGGUCACCAUGGUGGUUGCUCCCCUACUGCUGAUGGCUUCCCACAACACCCUGCAGAACUUCACUGCUGCUAUCCCCGCUCACCACUGCCGCCCACCUGCUAAUGCCAACCUCAGCAAAGAUGGAGGUCUGGAGGCCUGGCUGCCCCUGGACAAGCAAGGACGACCCGAAUCUUGCCUCCGCUUUCCUUUCCCGCACAAUGGCACAGAGGCCAAUGGCACCGGAGUCACAGAGCCCUGCCUUGAUGGCUGGGUCUAUGACAACAGCACCUUCCCUUCAACCAUCGUGACUGAGUGGAACCUUGUGUGCUCUCAUCGGGCCUUCCGCCAGCUGGCCCAGUCCCUGUUCAUGGUGGGAGUGUUACUGGGAGCCAUGAUGUUUGGCUACCUGGCGGACAGGCUGGGCCGUCGGAAGGUGCUGAUCUUGAACUACCUGCAAACAGCUGUGUCGGGAACCUGUGCAGCCUAUGCACCCAACUAUACUGUCUACUGCAUUUUCCGGCUCCUCUCGGGCAUGUCUUUGGCUAGCAUUGCAAUCAACUGCAUGACACUAAACAUGGAGUGGAUGCCUAUUCACACCCGUGCCUAUGUGGGCACCUUGAUUGGCUAUGUCUACAGCUUGGGCCAGUUCCUCCUGGCUGGUAUCGCCUAUGCUGUGCCCCACUGGCGCCACCUGCAGCUUGCGGUCUCUGUGCCUUUUUUCGUUGCCUUCAUCUACUCUUGGUUCUUCAUUGAGUCAGCCCGCUGGUACUCCUCCUCUGGAAGGCUGGACCUCACCCUCCGAGCCCUGCAGAGAGUGGCCCGCAUCAACGGGAAACAAGAAGAGGGGGCUAAGCUGAGUAUAGAGGUGCUCCAGACCAGCCUGCAGAAGGAACUGACUCUAAACAAAGGCCAGGCCUCCGCCAUGGAGCUGCUGCGCUGCCCCACGCUUCGGCGCCUCUUCCUCUGCCUCUCUAUGCUGUGGUUUGCCACUAGCUUUGCCUACUACGGGCUGGUCAUGGACCUGCAGGGCUUUGGGGUCAGCAUGUACCUUAUCCAGGUGAUUUUCGGCGCUGUGGACCUGCCUGCCAAGUUUGUGUGCUUCCUAGUCAUCAAUUCCAUGGGCCGCCGGCCUGCACAGUUGGCCUCCCUGCUGCUGGCAGGCAUCUGUAUCCUAGUGAAUGGCAUAAUACCGAGGGGCCAUACAAUCAUUCGCACAUCCCUGGCUGUACUAGGGAAAGGCUGUCUGGCUUCCUCUUUCAACUGCAUCUUCCUGUACACCGGAGAGCUGUACCCCACAAUGAUUCGGCAGACGGGCCUGGGCAUGGGCAGCACCAUGGCCCGGGUGGGCAGCAUAGUGAGCCCACUGAUAAGCAUGACUGCCGAGUUCUACCCCUCCAUACCUCUCUUCAUCUUCGGCGCUGUCCCCGUGGCCGCCAGCGCUGUCACUGCCCUGCUGCCAGAGACCUUGGGCCAGCCGCUGCCUGAUACAGUGCAGGACCUGAAGAGCAGGAGCAGAGGAAAGCAGAAGCAACAGCAGCUGGAACAGCAGAAGCAGAUGAUACCACUCCAGGUCUCAACACAAGAGAAGAACGGACUCUGAAAAUGGAGAGGGCGUCACACAGCACUAAAGGGAGUGGGGUUCUGCAGGUCCCACCAUCUAUGAGGAGGGGGAGUGAGUGGAGGGACUGGGCCAUCUAAAUGCGGAGCCUGCCAUUCAGAGAAAUGCCUCCCCAAAGGUCACUUCAAUAGACCUACUAGGAACAAAAGCUCUAACUGUGUGCAGCUUCUUAAGCAGAAUGAGCUCUUCCUCAGCCAUCUUCCAGCUCAGUGGUCACUCCUCCAGCUCCUGUCCCUUCCACCUCCAGGACAUUGCAAAGAAUCCCAGACAAUUAAAUAAAUUUCUUCUACCUUGGUCCCUCUCUCUUCUUCUCUACCUCUCCUAUCCAACCAUUUCUGUUUUAACUACAUGUUUUCUGUCUCUUCCCUUUGCAGAAAUCAGAAUUUAAUGAGAAACUGAAGUGAAAUCAGCAGUCAGAGGCUCUGCCCUGGGCUCUUCUCCUGCUGUAAGAGCAGACAGAAACUUCUAGCAGCAAAAGAGAUAGAUGCUUAUAGGCGUGAUGUCAGGAUCCUGUCCCCUGCAAGUUCAGACCACUAGCCAACCUAAUCUUUCCUGUGUUUGAUGGGUUUUCAACGUUGCUCUGCUUCCUGUAGGUUCAGGGGCUGGUGGAGGAGUGAGACGAGGACCAGACAGUAUUUAACAGCCAGGGAGACCAAACACUGAGUGUUAAUUAUAUGCCAGGUGGUAGCUUCAGCAAUUUAAAUGUAUUAAUUCAGUUUAUCCUCUUUGGUUUCAUUUUCUUAGUUUUCCUGAUAAGGGGUCUUAUCUAGCUAGUUAUUUUGUUAACUUGACACAGGCUAGAGUCAUUUGAAAGGAAAGAACCUCAACUGAAAAAAAAUGUCUCUAUAAGUGGCCUGAAGGCAAGCCUGUGCAGGGCAGAUUCUUAAUUAAUGAUCGAUGUAGGAGGAUUCAGACCACUGUUGACAACACUGCCCCUGGGAUGAUGGUCCUGUUUGCUAUAACAAAGCAAGCUGAGCAAGCCAGUGAGCAGUGUUCUUCCACAGCCUCUGCUACAGUCUCUGCCCCGACUUCCCACCAUGUCAGAGUGUGACCUGAGAGCUGUAAGAUGAAACAAACCCUUUCCUCUCUAAGUAGCUUUUGGUCAUGGUAUUUUGUCACAGCAAUGGAAAUACUAAGACAGGGUCUCAUCCCUAGCUGGCCUUGACCUGACUAAGUAGCUGAGGGUGACUUUGAACCUUGAGCCUUCUGCCUCCACCUCCCAAAUGCAAGCAUUCCAGGCGUGUGCCGCAAUGCUCAAAUCUGAAAAUAGUACCCUUUGAUUCCUAUCUUGGUCUCUUUUCAGUCAGUGUGUCAGGGACCUUGUAGCAUCUUCUGUGACUUGACCAAGAUGGAACACUCUGAAUUCUCAACUUCCUGGUCCUGGUAGAGUUCUCCUCCUGCUCAGGGCUUCACCUCAUCAUUCCAGGUUCCACACAGGCUUUUAGUCCAAAGCCCUUCCUUACAGGAUUUUUCCUCCUUCAAAGAUGUUUCCCGACCCCAGAGAGAUUUAGAGGACAGAGUCUCUACCAGCUAAGCUUCCUGCCCUAGAUCAGGCUGUGCAGAGGAACCCUAGACGAGGUCUACACAAACUCCUUGGAACUUUCAAUUGUGUGGCCUAAAACAUAAAUGACAUGCAGAUAUAAUUAAAUUAAUGAUUUCGAAGUGAAGAAACUAUCUUAAAUUAUUUGGGUUAGCCCAAUAUGAUUACAAAGGCAGUUAGACAGAUCAGUGGACAGCAGAUAUAACAGAAGAAUCAAGAGGGUGGAGUGACUCAAGAAGGAAUGAAAAAUAAAAAUCAGUUCAAGACAGAGACAAUAAGCUUCAAUUAGUUGUUAGCAAAUUAAAGUAACUUCUGAUCAUUUUCAAUCAAAUAGAUACAUUUAGCAUUAUCAAAUGAAUAAAUAUGUGGUAUGGGCCUCCAGGCCAAGGAAUGAAACUUCCGGGAGCUUAAAUAGGAAGGAAAUGGAUUCUUCUUUGAAACCACCAAAAGGAACACAUCCCUGUUGACAUAGCAACCUUCAAUAUCCAGCCUCUAACUAUACAAGAAUAAACUGGACUGUUUUAAGCCUC